GCUUCCAUUUAUUAUUUGUUUGCAAACGACGUGCACUGAAUAUAUGAGGAGCUCCUGCAACCAAUUCAAAUUGCCCGUGGGCAUCUUUUAAAGAACUGAUCUCAUGGAAUUCUACGAUUUUAAAUCGGAAGAAAAGCCCACUGCGGCCAAGGAGUGGAUCAAACAGCAGGGACGGCAGCUCAAGUCAAGCCAGUUUUGGUUAAGGAGAUUCCCGGUGAUAUCUUGGCUCCAGUCGUACUCGUGGGUCUCUGCGUUUUACGAUGUUGUGGCCGGGGUCACAGUGGGACUGGUUGAACUUCCCAAAUGCCUGGCCGCGGCCAUUAUUGCUGGAUUACCUCCUCAGUAUGGUUUAUAUUCAUCUGUCGCCGGCUACUUUGUGUACGCGAUCUUUGGCACGUGUCAAGCCAUCAACUUUGCUCCAACUUUGUUGGUUGCAAUGCUUAUGAGGUCGUACACCGACCAGUACGGCCAUGACGCGGUCGUACUCAUCACCUUCCUCUCAGGGGUUAUUGUCAUGCUGAUCGCACUUUUGCAACUCGCUCCCAUCGUCGAAUUCAUCUCCUAUCCAGUGCAAAGGGGAUUCAUGUCGGCCGCCGUGUUUAACAUUGUCCUGACUCAAAUCGUGGCUAUGGUCGGAAUAACUGGGCCCAGUUUGAAUGUGAUUCAGACUGUGCAAAACAUCAUCAAUGGGAUUGACCUAUUCAAUGUGUGGGAUCUCGUAAUGGGUGUCACGUGCAUCGUUAUCCUGUUUUCAAUAGAGCAACUGGGAGAACUUGCGGAAAAAUCUAAAAAGAAAGGCGGUGAAGUGCGAUGGUGGCACACUUUCCUCAAGUACUUUGCCCUCACGCGGAACGUUCUGGUGAUGGUAGGGAGCAUUGCUUUCGUCGCAAUCAUGAUUGCAACCACUGGUGAAUCUCCUGUGGGAACGCCAGCGGAAAUUGAACAGGGCUUUCCGCCCUUUCGACUGCCACAUUUCCAACUGCAAAACGGCAACACGACCCUUACAUUCGGUGAAACACUGAAUGAACUUUCGUCAGCGCUCAUCGUUGUGCCCAUGAUUCUGCUGCUGGAAUACAUUUCCGUUUCAAAAGCUUUCGCCGACGGGAAAACGAUCGACACAACACAAGAAUCGCUGGCUUUAGGUCUCAGCAACACACUCGGCUCACUCAUGCAGUCAAUUCCUGUUUCCGCCUCAUUUGUCAGAGCAGCCGUGAAUGUCGCGUCUGGUGUCAGAUCACCCAUUAGUAGCAUUUACACAGGCGCCAUCAUGCUGGUCGUGCUGGGUGUCUUGACCGACUAUCUCACUUACAUCCCGACGUCCACCCUGUCGGCAGUGAUCAUCACGUCACUGAUUUACUUCUUCAAAGUCCCUCAGGUUACGAGAGACUGCUACAGAAGCAACCGAAGAGAUCUGAUUCCCCUCUAUGCCAGUUUCUUGGCCGGAUUGUUCAUCAAUUUGACCUUUUCCAUUGUAUGCGGCAUUUUAGUUGACCUGGUGUUUAUCAUUUACCCAACAGCCAGGCCUAAGUUGAUUAUAAAAUCGAUCAAGCUACCUGACAUUGGACACGCAUUGCUGGUGGUGCCUGAUAAAAACAUCUGCUACCCCAACAUCGAGUUUUUGAAAGAACGCAUAAUCAUAAGUGCCGAGCUCGUCAAAUUAGAUGUUAUUGUGAUUGAUGGAUCGUUCAUCCACGUGCUGGACACAACUUCAAUCCAGACCCUCAAGGCUUUGCGUAAAGACUUUGAGUCAAAAGGGAAGAAAACCUUGUACGUGAACUGGAGAAACUCAGUGAGGGACCAGUUUGUCAAUUUUGAUCGCAAGAACGCCGACCUGUUUGUCUCCUCGGCAGAAUUAGGGGAUAGCUGUGAUUUGGAAUCGGCGAAAAACAGUGUUUCUGAUUUUGAGUAUAUUUAUUAGCACUUAAAAUGUUACAAUUGAGUGAAAAAAAUUUGAAAUUAAAAACUGUAGAGCCUUUUAAUAAACUUUAGGAUUUUUUUAUAGUUAAAUUUUAGGUUUUUAAACAAAUUUUGCAUGAUUGAUGGUAAGCACUCUAUGAUUCUUUACUAUUAUAAUUUAAAAAUAUAAAUUUUUUAAAUAUAUGGGUAGAAAAUUAAAUAAAAUAUUCCAUUUUGCUUGAUUCAACGUCAAUUAUUGCAGACACAGUAAGCAAACGAAAAAAAACUCACUUAUUAGUAAUGAAAGAAAAAAACAUGUAGAUUACCAAAUUAAAUUUACAAGAUAAUCUUUAAAUUAAAAUACUGCUGCUAUAUUUUAUAUUUUCUAGAGAUUCACCAAAAAUUUUGAGCCAUGUGAUUUA
Molecule: messenger RNA, 2318 nt
Organism: Neocloeon triangulifer
Lineage: Eukaryota; Metazoa; Arthropoda; Insecta; Ephemeroptera; Baetidae
Product: sodium-independent sulfate anion transporter-like
Exons: 10
Coding region: 104-1918 (604 amino acids)
Biological process (GO): transmembrane transport
Cellular component (GO): membrane
Molecular function (GO): sulfate transmembrane transporter activity
Source: RefSeq, a predicted model, not a curated record